UGACUGCAGCCGCAGGUCGCUACUUGAUUAGAAAUGCCGUUGUUUUGUUGGUGUUUUAAGGUGUAUCUGAGUGAGUUAUGUCAGAAUUUUCUCUCGUAUUUACUCAGGAUGAGGUUAAGGCUCCUGCGAAGGCGGGUCUUUAUUCCACAACGAGUUUUUUUUAUUGUAUUCGUUUAAACUAGUGCGCGGCAGACAUGGUGUGGAAAACUUUCAUUCUAGCUUUGCUCCUUAACAUUUCCGAAACUUCAGGCACUUCCUAUGUCGUCACAGUUGAUGUGCAAAGGCCGACAGGAGAUCUUAAACACUUCUGGAGAAGCACUGGUUUCUGCCCCCCGCUCCCUCACACACGCCAUAAGUAUGACCUGAGCAUUGACCAGCAGCUGAAUUUGGCCUAUGUGGGUUCUGUCCCUCAUGGAGGGAUCCAGCAGGUCAGGAUACACUGGAUGCUGGAGCUGUGACUGCACAGUAAGUGAACUAGCAGGUGGAGACCUCAAGAUAUUGGAGGAAACCUCAGUAUAAACUUCACUAAACUGGACCAGCUGAUAGAACUGUUGUUGAAUGGACUCCAACCAGGAUUCGAACUGAUGGGAAGUGUCUCAAACUACUUCACUGUUGAGGACAAAUCACAAGUGGUUGAGUAGAAUCUGAUUUAUCUCAUAGCCAAGAGGUACAUCGACAAAUAUGGCUGGGAAGGUUUCUCUGUGAACUGAACAUGGAAUGAGCCCAACCAGGACUUUGAUAAUGUUACUGUUUCAAUUCAAGGGUUUCUAAACUACUAUGAUGCCUGUUCGGAGGGUCUCCGUGCUGCCAGUACUCUGCUGAGGUUUGGAGGUCCAGGAGACUCUUGUCACACUCCUCCACACUCCCCAUACUGCUGGGCCAUGCUGCAGCACUGCUACAAUGGCACUAAUUACUUCAGAGAGACUGGGGUCAGGCUUGACUAUAUAGCCCUGCACAAAAAGGGAGGAGGCUACUCCUUGCCCAUUCUCCAGCAGGAGAUCCAGACUGUAGGGGAGAUCCAGGAGCAUUUCCCAGAGUUCCACAGCCUGCCUGUUUACAACGAUGAGGCCGAUCCUCUGGUAGGGUGGUCCAGGCCUCAGGAAUGGAGGGCUGAUGCGACCUAUGCUGCAAUGGUGGUAAUGGUUAUAAACCAGCACCAGGAUUUGUUGCUAGCAAACCCAAACAACACCAUCAACUACACCCUGCUGAGCAACGACAAUGCCUUCCUCAGCUACCACCCACACCCCUUCACCCAGCGCCCACUGACCGCCCGCUUCCAGGUUAACAACACUCAGCCCCCUCAUGUCCAGCUCAUCAGGAAGCCUGUCCUCACAGUCAUGGGCCUACUGGCUUUGCUAGGAGAGACCCAGCUCCUGGCUCAGGUUCUGAACUCAUCAGGAAGCCACAACAGCACUGGAGUUCUCGCCAGCAGCCACAAGCCCAAUCCAGGUGGCUCAGACAGCUGGCAGGCAGCAGUGUUGGUGUACAACAGUGAGGACAACAGCACCUCCAACAACACUGAUGAUGUCACAGUCUCACUAAAAGGACUGCCUGUGCAAAAAGGUCUUGUGUAUGUCACAUAUUACAUGGACAAUAAUGUAACCAACCCAUACCAGAUGUGGCAGAACAUGGGCAGCCCUGAUUACCCCACAGCAGAGCAGUUCAGACACCUCAGGAGUGUGGAGGGCCCCCAUACUGACGGACCCCGAGAAGUUCCUGCAGGAGACACUCUGAUUCUGAAAGCCAAAUUGCCGGUGCCCUCCGUCCUCCUCAUCCACGUCUGUGCGCGACCAAAAUCUGUCCCAGAUCAGGUCAACGGGUUACGCUUCAUUGGGAUCACUAAAGGCCAAGUCCUUAUUAUCUGGUCUGACCACUGUGUCAAUUCGAGAUGCAUCAAAACAUAUGAAGUGGAAUUAUCCACAGGCCACAAGGGAUUCAGCAAAAUUAAUACCCACAACACUAUUUUUACUUCUUAUGUCUAUUCACCAGUGGACCAGGAGGUUGGUGGUCUGUACAGAGUUCGAGCUGUGGACUACUGGGGAAGGCCCGGCCCGUACUCGCUGUCAGAGAGGUAUUCAGAAGAGUAUUAGUCCAGUCCAACAUCAAGUCUGCUGGCUUUUAAGUUAUGUUUCUGAAUAGUUUUGUGUAAUGUUAAUAUGUUUCACAUGAGCUGGUAUGUUACAUGGUAUGCAUCGUGUGAUUAAUAAAGCACUGUCCAGUCCCAUUAUAAACAUGCACUGGGCUCUAUUUGACUGUAAUAUAAGAAUAGACUACAGCAACAGUUGCAACUUGCGUAUUUUAUUUUCCUAAUUU
Messenger RNA from Archocentrus centrarchus (flier cichlid), 2313 nucleotides. It is a transcript of the gene idua, whose product is annotated as alpha-L-iduronidase. Gene Ontology annotation, molecular function: protein binding; L-iduronidase activity. The record is from RefSeq and is a predicted model, not a curated record. Gene Ontology annotation, biological process: carbohydrate metabolic process. Lineage: Eukaryota; Metazoa; Chordata; Actinopteri; Cichliformes; Cichlidae.